AUGGACAUCCCGGCCGGGCGAACGUUGUUCAAAAAGAAGGAAGGCAUCCUCACGCUGACCCCCGAUCAGAAGACCGUCACAUGGACUCCCAACUCGGGCGGGCCAGCAACGGUGUCGCUUCCUGUUGCAAAUAUCACAAGUCUGCAGCAAACUCCGGAUAGCUCCCCAAAGGUGAUGCUCAAGAUCGUAGAGACUGCAUCUGAAGGGGCUGAUCCAGUUGCUUAUCUAUUUCAUUUCAACACACCGGAGGCUAAAUCUGAAGCCCAAGCUGUGAAGGACCUUCUUUCACGCAUCUUUGUCGAACUUCGAAGCAAUGAUCCGAGCAUUCCCAGGCCAGCUGUGUCGGCAGCAGGAACACCUUCGGCCCAGAAUGGACAAGCUAGUAAAGGCGGCACGCCUGCAUCUAUGGCUCUUGGAAGCACUACGACUCCUCAGCCGGCGGCCGCACAUUGGUUUGAUGAUAACCAACUGAAGAAUGACAUCGAGCUCCAGAUGUCUUUGAUGAAAAAGGAUAAGAGCCUUCACAGGACAUACAUGGAGGCCAUGUCAACCAAACCAGAUUCUAUUUCGAGUGCCGCUUUCAACACGCAAUUCUGGUCCACCCGCAUAAAUCUCUUGCGAUCUCAUGGCAUUGAAAAGCAUCAAAAGAAGGGUGCAUAUAACGUCCUGUCGACUGUUAAGCCUCGUACCGUGGAUGGUGAGCUAAAGCUCAACAUAAGUCUUGAGCAAGUCCAGAUGAUAUUCGCCCAACACCCGCUUGUAAAACGGAUUUACAAUGAAAACGUACCUAAGCUCUCUGAGGCUCAGUUCUGGUCUCGGUUCUUUCUCAGCCGGCUAUCCAAGAAGCUACGAGGUGAAAGGGUGACGGACAGUGACCCUCCCGACGCGCUGUUUGAUAAAUACGAUGCAAACGACAAUACACAGGCGAUCCAGAGCAAGAUCAUGGCCCAGAGCGUGCCCCACAUCAUAGAUAUCGAGGGCAAUGAGGAGAAUCAGGGAGGUGUCAAGAGUGGCAAUGCUAAAGAUGUGGAGAUGCGUCCACGGGCAAAUAUUCCAAUCGUCAAGACAUUGAACAGCCUCAGCGAGAAGAUAAUGGCAAACGUGGCACCGUCGGACAACAUUGAUGACGCAAACGUCUCAGGAUACUCAUACGGCCAACUUGCACUCCGCGAUCUAAGAGGAGACGAGAAGGAGCACCGCAUCAUUUUGAACGUCACUGAGCAAACCCAAUUUUUUUCAAAGCGAGAAGCCGCUCCUUCUGCCAACGCGCAGGCGUUUGCGAAGCAGAAUCCCAUGGAUGUCCUUUUUGAAAUACAGGGUGAUCUUGAGACUCUGGACGAUGACGGGGCUGGGGGCAUUGAUAUCCACGCCACCAUUGGUUACAACGAGGAUAGUGAUAGUGACGAGGAAGAAAAUGCAACUCGCGCACGGCGUCCUCAUGUAGGCUCGCGAUCUGUUAUCCGAGCUGCGGAGAAGGAAAUUCUCAAGGGCAUUAGCCAGCAACGCUCCCAGAAAUAUGGCCAUGCUGGUGACUCAACCACGCCCAUGGGGCUAUCAUCUCAGUUAGCCGAGAAAUGUGCGUUGACUCACGCAACAACGAUUGAAUUUCUUCAUCAAUUCUGGACAGCAUUCCUGUCUGGCGACCCAGAUCGUGCAGCCGAACUUCAAUACCUUGCAGAAUCCUUGAGCAAUUCGGCCGCCCGUAUCUCUGCCGUAGCUGAUGAGGCCACACAAGAACGGGAGGAGACUAUCAAACGACGGAAGCAAGAGAUAAGGGAGCACUACGAGCGAACGGGCAAGAAGAUUCGCUGGAAAUCCGAUAUGGUUGGCGGUGGGCGGGAUGCUGUCCUCAAGUUGAUGCAACCGACACUGGAUGCUCUCGAGAAAGCCAAGGCAGAUUAUGCCCGAGCUCUUGCCGCAGAGGGGAUAAAAACCACUACUGAGAAUUAA
This is a messenger RNA of Clonostachys rhizophaga, 1950 nucleotides long. NCBI's taxonomy places the organism in Eukaryota, Fungi, Ascomycota, Sordariomycetes, Hypocreales, Bionectriaceae. The record is from the annotation of a GenBank genome assembly.